Messenger RNA from Anopheles moucheti, 499 nucleotides. RefSeq lists its product as uncharacterized. The record is from RefSeq and is a predicted model, not a curated record. The transcript has 2 exons. The coding region runs from base 33 to 257 and encodes 74 amino acids. Lineage: Eukaryota; Metazoa; Arthropoda; Insecta; Diptera; Culicidae.
AACAUUGGCAUUUGCAGAUUAAUCUGGCCAACAUGAAGCGACAGUCAAGGAAUGUUAUGUUCGAUCGUUUGCACCGCGGAGUCGUGUACACCUGCAUGGGACUGACGUUGUACGGCACUUACAUGCUCGGAGUACGUGUUUACCGGUAUUUCACCGUGAUAAAACCAGCUCGGCAAGCGGAAGAGCUUAAAAUGCUGGGAGCUGGAGCAGCAAAACAAGCGCCAUCGUUGGACACAGCUCCCACCCUAACCUCGUAGUUCUAUUGCCGUGCGGAAGAAUAGCAUCAAAGUUUGAUUCACUAUGUUUGAUAGAUGUAUAGAGCCAGAGCAUUUGUUUUUCGUCAAUAAAUUAUGUAAUUGAUCGUUGCGGUGUAUAAUUUGCGAGUUGUUUAAACUCAAUGCUAGAAAAGCUUCGCAAUACUCCAUCUUUCGGAAGCCCGGGAGUCUUGCUUCGUACUACCCACUUUAAAACACGAUGCGGAAUAAAGUAACGCACAGAC